AUGGCGUCGGCUCCGGCGCCGGCGCCGGCGCUGGCGGCUCCGACCCUACCGGUCGAUAUCCUGGAGGACAUAUUCCUCCGCCUCCACGAAGCGGCCGACCUCGCCCGGGCCUCCGCCGUCUGUUCCUCAUUCCGCCGCGCCGCCUGCGACCGCGGCUUUCUCCGUCGCUUCCGCUCCCUCCAUCCUCCGCCGGUCCUCGGAGUACUCGCUUUUGAGAAUCCUGGAGUACUCCUGCACGCCAAGCCGCCGCACCGGUCCGCCCCGGCCGCACGCGCCCUCGCGCAGGCCGCUGACUUCAGCUUCUCCUUCGUCCCCAGGGGCCCCAACUACGGCAACAGGGUCUGGCGCGUCUGGGACGCCCUCGAUGGCCGUGUCCUUCUCUCCAUGAAUCGCUACAGGAACACCGCCUUGGAGGACCUUGUGGUAUGCGACCCCUUGCACCGCCGGUACGUCCAGAUCCCCCCUACCCCCGGAGAACUAGUUGCCUCCAAUCGUUGCCAUGAUGAUGUGGAUUUCGAGCCCUUUCUGGCUCCAGCUUUGAAGGAGGAGGAGAUGCAUGAGUUGUCAUUCCGAGUGAUCUGCAAUGUGCGGUCCAGUUACAAGGUUGUCACCCUAGUCUUCUCUUCGGUCACUGCAAAUUGGCGUGGUGCCACUUCUAUCAGCUUCCUACCCGACAGAUUGGUUGAUAACCCUAGAUCGUUGGUGCGCUACUAUGUGCGUGGCUGCUUCUACUGGACUUGUGCGUCGGUGAAACAUAUGCUUUUGCUUGACCCACGUGAGAUGAAAUUGACGCUGGUUAAGCUCCCACAUAUUGAGCUCCCACGUUUCAAUCAUAAAUUGCCGGUCAUUGUCGAUGCAGGGGAAGAUAAGCUUGGUGUCGUUACUGUUGGUUACAUGAACAACACCUUAGACCUCGAUUGCAAGACUUGGUGGAACAAUGAUGAUGGUAUGGAGGAUUGGCAGCACAAGAUUAUCCCCUUGCCUGAGCUUGGCUAUGAAUGGUACAUCAAGGGCGCAGCUGACAGCUACUUACUAUUGAAAGUCAUUCGAAAAGGGUCCGAGAUCCCAAAACAAGUGUUUUACAUACUGGAGGUCAAAACAUUGUCGUUUGAGAGGCUGCAUGUGUCUGUGUCUGACAUGGGCUUCGGUCCUCCUAGAUUUUUUGCAAGCUUCCCACCACCGCUGUCACUCCCAACUAUAUGA
Molecule: messenger RNA, 1203 nt
Organism: Miscanthus lutarioriparius
Lineage: Eukaryota; Viridiplantae; Streptophyta; Magnoliopsida; Poales; Poaceae
Source: the annotation of a GenBank genome assembly